CAUGUUACUUUAGGCUACUUUUAGUGAUUUUCACGUUUUUUAUAUUAUUUUGGGCUGAACAUUCAUUUAUUUAAGGCCCAAUUCGUGGUUAUUAUGAUUAGGGCUUAGGGUGUUAGUUUCCUAUUCUGAUUAGAAUUACUUUUCCCUAUUUAAAGGGGCUUGUAACCCUAACUGAGGGAGGUGAUUGAAUCUGAGAUUUUGAGAGACUUUUCUCUUUGGUUCUCGAAGAUGACACACUUCAUUCCAUGUCAUAAAACUGACAAUGCAACCAAUAUUGCGGAUCUAUUCUUCAAGGAUGUUGUUCGUUUACAUGGCAUUCCAAGGACUAUCGUUUCUGAUCGCGAUGUCAAGUUCGAGUUACUUUUGGAAGACAUUGUGGGGAAAGCUGGGAACUAAGCUACUGUUUUCGACUACUUGUCAUCCAUAAACUGAUGGACAAACAGAAGUGGUUAAUAGGACGUUGUCAACCUUAUUGCAUUCUAUUAUUUAGAAGAACUUGAAGAACCGGGAAGAGUGUUUGCCGCACAUUGAAUUUGCUUAUAAUCGGAGCGUCCAUUCGGCAACUAACUGUUCGCCAUUUGAAGUUGUGUAUGGUUUUAAUCCACUCACUCCUUUAGAUUUAUUGCCUUUACCUAUUGACGAACAAGAUAGUUUGGAUGGGAAAAAGAAAGCUGAAGUGGUUAA
Messenger RNA from Rubroshorea leprosula, 684 nucleotides. The record is from the annotation of a GenBank genome assembly. Lineage: Eukaryota; Viridiplantae; Streptophyta; Magnoliopsida; Malvales; Dipterocarpaceae.